Messenger RNA from Emiliania huxleyi CCMP1516, 892 nucleotides. RefSeq lists its product as hypothetical. NCBI's taxonomy places the organism in Eukaryota, Haptophyta, Isochrysidales, Noelaerhabdaceae. The transcript has a single exon. The coding region runs from base 19 to 879 and encodes 286 amino acids. The record is from RefSeq and is a predicted model, not a curated record.
CCUGGUGUCUGUGGCGUGAUGUUGGCGCCAUUGGCCUGCCUUCUGGGGCAGGCCUGCGCGGUGCUUUUGCUCUUCCUCCUCGGCCUCUCCGGCCCCGGCGCCGCGCCGCUCUGCUCGAGCCUCGCGCUCGGCCUCGGCGCCGCCGAGUGCGCCGCCUCGCACCCCGAGCUGCUCGCGCGCCUCUGGCCGCGCCCGGCGUCACAGCGAGCGCUCCCGUUUGGAGCAGCGAAGCUGCCCGCGCUCGUCCGGUUCGGCGCGGCGGUGGUUGUGCUCGGCGCGGCGCUUCUCAUCACCACCGACCUCCUCCUCUCCCACGACCACGGCCACAGCCACGGCGGUGACCCGAGGCACAGCGCCGCCGGCAGGCCGGCGGCCGGCCCGUCCGCCACCGUCGUGUGGGUCGCCGCGGCGGCGGCGGCGUGUGGCUCCACGCCCAGGGCGGUGCUGGAGGCGAGGGGUGUGUGGGCGGCGGCAUGGGCGGCGGGGGAGGGGCUGCCUGUCUUGUUUCUGCUGCUCGCCGUCAGCCGCGCAGCGGGCGACACGGCCGCCUCUCUCUCGCUGCUCGGCGUGGCGGCGGCGCGGGCGGUGCCGCUGCUUGCGGCAGACGGGCGGCGGCUCAUGCUCGGCUCGGCCGGCGGCGACGGCGAGGCGAAGUACGCCGCGCUGCUGCAGCGCGCCGCCAGCCUGCCAGACGUGACUGCCGUGUACGACGCGGCCUUUUGGCCGCUCGACGAGGAGGGCGCGGAGGUGGGCGUGAUCCGCUGCACGCUGGCGCCGGGCCGCGACGCCGCCGCCGCCGCCGAGGAGGUGCGUGCGGUCUUUGCCGCGGGCGCGGGCGCGUCGCUGAGGCAUUUGACAGUGCACGUGGACGAAGGGUAGAGUCUAGAGAGAG